Molecule: messenger RNA, 567 nt
Organism: Gastrolobium bilobum
Lineage: Eukaryota; Viridiplantae; Streptophyta; Magnoliopsida; Fabales; Fabaceae
Exons: 1
Coding region: 1-567 (188 amino acids)
Source: RefSeq, a predicted model, not a curated record
AUGCAAACCUUCGAGGCGGUCGAAGUGGAGCAUAUUAGGCGAUCAGAGAAUACCCGGGCUGACAUCCUCGCCAAAUUAGCCAGCACCAAAAAUCUAAGUAACAAUCGCUCCGUCAUUCAACAUAAUUUACCUAACCCAUGCAUCAUCAUGAGUAUUUCAGACGCAGCAGCUGAAAUCGCCGAAGAGACAUGGACCACACCCAUUGUCAAUUACUUGUCUGAAGGAGUCCUCCCACCUGACCAGAAGAAAGCUAAGAAAAUGGUGCGGAGAAGCGCUCAUUUCUGCAUGGUACAAGGGCGUUUGUACAAAAGAGGAUGGUCAACCCCACUCCUCAAGUGCCUAAACCCCGACGAUGUGGAGUACGUCCUAGAAGAAAUCCAUGAAGGGAUUAAUGGCCAUCACAUGGGCAGACACUCACUGGCAAAGAAAGCACUCAGAGAUGGAUUUUAUUGGCAAAGCAUAAAAUGGGAUGCCCACGAACAUGUUAAAAAAUGUGAAAAGUGCCAAAGGUUCACCGACAUACACAAAGCCCCGCCAGAAGAAUUGACUUCAAUAACGUCUCCCUAG